This is a messenger RNA of Ceratina calcarata, 649 nucleotides long. RefSeq names its product CGRP receptor component (gene crcp). The transcript has 4 exons. Gene Ontology annotation, biological process: transcription initiation at RNA polymerase III promoter. The record is from RefSeq and is a predicted model, not a curated record. Gene Ontology annotation, molecular function: nucleotide binding. Bases 145 to 531 code for a protein of 128 amino acids. NCBI's taxonomy places the organism in Eukaryota, Metazoa, Arthropoda, Insecta, Hymenoptera, Apidae. Gene Ontology annotation, cellular component: RNA polymerase III complex.
AUUCAGCUUUAUUUUCUGAGCUUGAUUUCGCGAAAAAUGACCUGUGGAAAGUAUUAAAAAUCAAAAGAGAAUAUUGCAAACACUUUAAAUGUAAUAGUAAAAACAGAGAGAAUUUAUACAAUAAACAUUGUUUAAAAAUUUAACAUGGAAGUUUUGAACGAAUGUUCAGCAUACUUGAGCAAUUAUGAAGUCCUGGAUAUAUUGCAGAAUAUAAAAGCUAAUAAAAGACAAAAAAUGAAACAGAAUCAGUUAGCAACAAUAACAUAUCAGACUAUAAGAUAUUUGGAAGAGACUCCAUGUAAAAAGCAAUCACCUGAGAAAAUUAAGGGUUUCUUAAAAGCGCUAGAACCAUUUAAAUUAUCGAAAUGCGAGAAACUGACCCUUCUUAACGUGUCCCCAAAGACGCCUCUAGAAAUACAAUUGAUAGUAGAGGAUAGUGAAGAUCGUUUGACAGAUGAAGACGUAGAGUCUUUGCUACAAGUGGUAGCAAAUUAUUUAGGUGAAGAAGAACAGGAGGACAAGGACGGGUAAUGAUUUUAUCUGAUUCUCGAAAAUCAUUAAAAACAUUUUAUAUACGUUAUGUACAUUUUAUUUAAAAUAACCAUAAAUGGAAAUAGUAUAGUAUUAAAUACAGUUGUGCAAGUGAAAA